AUGAAAUGUCAGCCACAGAAUUCUACAAGAGAAUUCAUAAAGCACUUUACACCACUUGUAGUGGCUGAUGAAAUCGACACCAAUAUCAAUACGAAAAAGGCACCUGGAUUCGAUGGAAUCAGUCCACGUAUCCUUAAAGAGCUACCUAAGAAGGCAAUCAUCCAUCUUACCAACAUAUACAACGCUGUCUUGCGAACAGAAUUCGUUCCCGAGCAGUGGAAAAGAGCGGAGGUAAUAAUGUUGCUCAAACCCGGGAAACCACCCGAACAAGCCUCCUCAUAUCAACCGAUAUCGCUUCUACCAUGCAUGUCAAAACUAUUUGAAAAACUUCUUCUCAAGCAUCUUAAACCAAUUAUUGAAGCAAAGCAACUUACCACCAGUUUUGACUUUUGA
Messenger RNA from Cinara cedri, 393 nucleotides. The record is from the annotation of a GenBank genome assembly. NCBI's taxonomy places the organism in Eukaryota, Metazoa, Arthropoda, Insecta, Hemiptera, Aphididae.